GUGUUUUGACGUCACCAUGUCUUGUAAGUGCGCGAGCUGUACUCUGUCUGUCGACCGCCUCUUGUAAGAGUGGCCGGGCAUAUGGCCCGCGGCAUAAGGAAGAGGAGGCUUGGGAGCCCUCGAUUGAUAUCGGGUGCUUCUUCAGAAGCAACUUUUACCCCCAAUUGCUGUGCCUGAUAGAUUGGGUCUUGAUCAAAGGAUGAGGAUGACAUCUGCCAGCCCCGAGUCUAACACCAUCAUGCCUCGCAGUCUUCUCAACCAAGCAGACCAUGCAAAACACGUCGACCCUCCCAGAGGGCACGACGAGGGAGCAACUCCUGGCGGCACUGCAUGACCACGACUUCAUGAUCAAGUGCGACCCGCACCACGUCAAGCACAGCCGGGUCGAGCAGCCCGCCAAGUUCCCCGGCGCCGCGACAGACUUGGCGAUCGCGCAAAAGGCCUUUGACCUGCCGGACCUCUCGCACAUGGGGAAAUACCUGGGCGGCAGCAGCGCCGAGGCGGAUCCCUACGUCAACGUGUACGAGCUUACGGACGAGAUGCCCAACCCAGUCUUCUCGAGCACCAUCAACAGCCGGCUCGAGUACGUCAACCUGGAAAAGGGGCUGUGGACGCGCGUCAACUCGCCCAUGGGCGUCGUGCUCGAGACGGCGUGGAUCGUGGUGGAUGCUGCGGACGGCAGCGGCGCGCUGGAGCUGCACCAGGACAUCGUCAUCAGCUGCAGCAGGAUGCUCGUCGGCAUAGUUAAGGGCAACAUUGAGGCGAAUCGCGGUGGCAUCCACAAGCUCAUCCGGGCCCGGAUCGAGAAGGAGAUGGGUGGCCCUGGGCCGACGCCCGUAGUGGACGUACCGGCGCCAACUCCGGCUGGCGGUGUUACCGCAGAGGCGCUUGCGUGACGCGAUUGAAUCGUUUGUUGUUCUUUUGCAUGAAUUGAGUGGUUCAGUGCAGUGGUUUAUUGGCGUCUGGGCAAAUCAUCACAGUACCGUACGGAUAGACAAUGACAUCGGAAGGCCCAGUAGAAAGGCAUAUAUACAUGUGGCCAUGCCAGCCGACCUCGGGAGACGCGUAUUACCGAAAGUGUAGUCCUCUUGUAGAAUAUAACAGGAAGGCACCUUUUCUGCAAUCAGCCAGGAGCAACGUGAAGGUUGUCUUGAUGUAUCGGGGGCAGCCAGCAUCGCCUUUUGCCUUGGCUUGCACAUGCAUGGUGGGGUCAAACCUCAUGCUGGUCGGUGCAGAGCUGCCCCUCCAUCGACGCGCUUCGACCGCGUUGAGUGAGGAGCACCCAAGCAGAUAUGCCCGGCCUUGACGUGGGAUGGGACUCGAGAUAUAUAAUUGUGAAUUGGUGGCUGACAUCGAUGCUGCAGACCCUAUC
Microdochium trichocladiopsis is the source of this 1372-nucleotide messenger RNA. RefSeq lists its product as uncharacterized. The record is from RefSeq and is a predicted model, not a curated record. NCBI's taxonomy places the organism in Eukaryota, Fungi, Ascomycota, Sordariomycetes, Xylariales, Microdochiaceae. Bases 270 to 896 code for a protein of 208 amino acids. The transcript has a single exon.